Molecule: messenger RNA, 3469 nt
Organism: Nicotiana attenuata
Lineage: Eukaryota; Viridiplantae; Streptophyta; Magnoliopsida; Solanales; Solanaceae
Product: kinesin-like protein KIN-14P
Exons: 21
Coding region: 16-3126 (1036 amino acids)
Biological process (GO): microtubule-based movement
Molecular function (GO): ATP binding; microtubule motor activity; microtubule binding
Source: RefSeq, a predicted model, not a curated record
GGAUGUUGCACUAUCAUGAACUCCAUUCUGGAUCGCGUUGCCAAAGAUUAUGGUAGACGGAGCAGCUCAAGUGUGUACAGUAGUGGGGACGUCUUUGAGCCUUUGUCAAGUAAUAACGCUAAGCAACGAGCAAAAUUGGUAGAAUGGUUAAACAGUGUUCUUCCUCACUUGCGUUUCCCAAUAAAUGCUUCUGAUGAGGAUUUGCGAGCUUUCUUAGUUGAUGGUACCGUCUUAUGCCAAUUAUUGAAUAAGCUGAGACCAGGUUCUGUACCAGAGUGUGGUGGUUCAGAACACUCUCCGGAGAUAGGCUCAGAAAACAUUAAAAGGUUUUUGUCAGCUAUGGAUGAAAUGGGCUUGCCCAGGUUUCAGGCAUCAGACUUGGAACAGGGUUCUAUGAAAAUAGUGGUGGAGUGCCUUUUAACACUUCAGGCAGAAUUUAUGCCGAAUAAUGGAGGACGCAAUUCUAGCACAGUAUUAUCUGGUAAAUCUGGAGCUCAUGCAAAUAAAAGAUGGAAAUUGUUGGGAGAAAAUUUUGGAUGUGGCGAUGUCUCAUACAGAGAAGAAUUUUCAAGAACUCAAUCUUCUCCAUCCCCAGGAGAACGACAGAAGAACGGAUCAGAUUCAAAAUUCCAGCGUGCAUUGAGAAGUCCUGUAAUGGCAGAGCCAUCAGCUGCAUUAUUAGAUCACGUCGGACAUAAGUUCCACGAAGUAUUUCAGCUUAAACAAGGGAGCCACACUGAAAUUCCUGCUUCAAGGAUUUCAGAAAUGAUGAAAUCUAACAGUUUGGAUAUUGCCCCAACACAGUCACUUCUAAGUGUUGUCAAUGGGAUUCUUGAUGAAAGCAUUGAGCGGAAGAAUGGCGAGAUACCUCAACGCGUAGCAUGCCUAUUGAGAAAAGUGGUGCAAGAAAUUGAGCGUCGGAUAUCCACUCAAGCGGAACAUCUUAGAACGCAAAACAAUCUAUAUAAGACUCGUGAAGAGAAAUACCAGUCGAGGAUCAGAGUCCUAGAAGCCCUUGCAACUGGGACUAGUGAAGAGACACAGAUUGUCAUGAACCAGCUUCAGCAGAUUAAGAAUGAGAAAAACAAAAUGGAGGAGAAAAAGAAAAACGAGGAGCAGGAUGUGCCUAAAUUGAAUGAGAAGGAUGAUCAAAUUGCAGCAUUGAAGCAAGAGCUGGAAAUAGCUAAGAAAUCCUAUGAAUUGAAAGAGAAGGAUGAUCACGGUCAUAAAAUCGCAGCUUUGAAGCAAGAGCUGGAAAUAGUUAAGAAAUCGUAUGAAUUGAAAGAGAAGGAAGAUCAUAGAAAAGAAAUCGCAGCUUUGAAGCAAGAACUAGAGAUAGUAAAGAAAUCAUAUGAAUUGAAAGAGAAGGAAAAUCAUAAACAAGAAAUCGAAGCUUUGAAGCAAGAAAUGGAAAUAGCUAAGAAAUCAUAUGAAUUGAAAGAGAAGGAAGAUCAUAAGCAAGAAAUCACAGCUUUGAAGCAAGAAAUGGAAAUAGCUAAGAAAUCGCAUGAAAUGAAAGAGAAGGAAGAUCAUAAGCAAGAAAUCGCAACUUUGAAGCAAGAAAUGGAAAUAGCUAAGAAAUUGUACGAACAACACACCUUAGAAAUGGAAAAAAAGGCUACAGAAGCUCAACAAGAGCUUGAGGAGAAGUUGAAGGAGGCCAUGUGCCUUUUGACAGAAUCAAGAAAUAGGAUAAAGGAACUUGAGGAACUUUCUCAAUCAAAAUCUCAGAAUUGGACUAAGAAGGAGCAUAUUUACCAAAUAUUUACAGAAUUCCAGCUAGGCGCACUUCGUGAACUAAGGUUUUCUUCUCAGUCAAUAAGGCAAGAAAUUGUAAAAACGCAAAAGAGCUAUGGAGAGGAAUUCAAUCAAAUAGGUGAAAAAGUUAGAGCACUAGGACAUGCAGCUGCUAACUACUCUGUAGUCCUUGCUGAGAAUCGCAAACUGCACAAUGAGGUGCAGGAGCUAAAAGGAAAUAUCAGAGUAUAUUGUCGGAUUAGGCCGUUCCUUCGUGGACAAAAGGAAAAACAAUCAGUUGUUGAAUACAUUGGAGAAAAUGGGGAGCUUAUUGUUGUAAAUCCUUCCAAACAAGUAAAGGAAGGCCGUAGGUCUUUCAAGUUUAAUAAGGUCUACAGUCCAGCUGCAACACAAGCUGAGGUCUAUUCAGAUAUUCAGCCCUUGAUACAGUCCGUGCUUGAUGGAUAUAAUGUAUGUAUAUUUGCCUAUGGUCAGACUGGAUCAGGAAAAACAUACACCAUGACUGGCCCAGACAAAGUGAGUGAAGAGAAUUUGGGUGUCAAUUAUCGAGCUUUAAAUGAUCUUUUCAAAAUUUCUCAAAUGAGAGGGAGCACCUUCAAAUAUGAAAUUACAGUUCAAAUGAUAGAAAUAUAUAACGAACAAGUUCGUGACUUACUCUCUGGGAUAUUAUCCACCUCACAACCUAAUGGAUUAGCUGUUCCAGAAGCAAGCAUGCUUCCAGUAAACAGGACCUCUGAUGUAUUAGAUUUGAUGGAUAUUGGAUUAAGAAAUCGAGCAAAAGGUUCCACUGCCCUGAAUGAAAGAAGCAGUCGAUCACACAGCGUUGUCACUAUUCAUGUUCGUGGGAUGGAUAUAAAGAGUGGUUCAUCCAUGCGUAGUAGUCUUAAUUUGGUGGAUCUCGCUGGAAGUGAAAGAGUAGACCGCUCCGAGGUGACAGGAGAUAGACUGAAAGAGGCGCAACAUAUAAAUAAGUCGUUAUCUGCCCUAGGAGAUGUCAUUUCUGCUUUGGCGCAAAAGAAUGCUCAUGUCCCAUACAGAAACAGCAAGCUGACUCAACUCCUUCAGACUUCAUUAGGUGGCCAAGCAAAGACACUUAUGUUUGUGCAGCUAAAUCCUGAAGUUGGUUCAUAUUCAGAAACCGUGAGCACGUUAAAAUUUGCUGAAAGAGUAUCUGGAGUAGAGCUAGGUGCUGCUCGAAGUAGUAAAGACGGCAGGGAUGUAAGAGAUUUAAUGGAGCAGGUUGUGUCUCUUAAGGAUACGAUAUCUCAGAAAGAUGAGGAGAUUGAGAAACUGCAGCUGAUCAAAGAUCAAAAAAAUGUUUAUAUUGGCGCCGACAGUGAGACACAUAGUACUGAUUUAAGAAACUGAUUGCUGUGCGGAAAGAAAUCUUUUUUCCUGAAGGAGCCACAAAAGGAAAAGCAGAGAACACAAAUAAAUAAUAAACAAUCUAAAAUUCAUAGACUCCUCCUAAACUAGCCAAAGGAUUCUCUAGAAGUCUCAAGUUGGAUGUUGCUUGUCUUAAAGAUAUGUAUUGUGAUUAGAAGUUCCUUCAAAAAUUGGAACACUCGGACCAUUUGGUUGGCCAAAACUUCCCAAAAGGUUGCAGCAGUGAUAUGUAGCUGUAGUGCUCGUCAUAUUGCCUUAUUUCUUGGUUAAAGAGUCCGAUUUUGUGUAAAGCGCUAUAUGUUAGACGCUCUUAAAAUAAUAGUCA